AUGGAAAAACAGGAAUAUCGCAUCUUGAUCAAACAUCGAUUUUUGAUGGGAAAAACUUCUGAACAAUACUUGAAAUGGUUGCAGAAAUGUUAUCCCACAUCUGCUCCUUCGAGAACAACAGUUUAUCGGUGGUUUAGUGAAUUUAAAAUGGAUCGUACAAGCACCGAAGGCGCACCUCGCUCUGGAAGGCCAAAAGAGGCUACGAAUGAGGAAAUCGCAAAGCAAGUGCAUCGAAUCGUUUUGAGUGACCGUAAAGUGAAGUUGCGCGAGUUAACUGAGGCCGUGGGCAUCUCAAAAGAACGGGCGGGAUACAUUUUGCACGAUGUUUUGGAGAUGAAAAAGCUAUCGACACGAUGGGUGCCGCGUUUGCUGACCAUCGACCAAAAACAGCAGCGCGUUGAUGAUUCAACAGUCGGUUUGGCGUUGUUGCAGCGUAAUCGAGCGGACUUUUUUCGACGUUUUGUGACGAUGGAUGAACGAGUGAUGAAACGUGAGUCCAUUACCAUACGCCUGAGUUCAAUAGGCAGUCUGCAGAGUGGCUGA
This is a messenger RNA of Acromyrmex echinatior (Panamanian leafcutter ant), 543 nucleotides long. RefSeq names its product histone-lysine N-methyltransferase SETMAR-like. Lineage: Eukaryota; Metazoa; Arthropoda; Insecta; Hymenoptera; Formicidae. The record is from RefSeq and is a predicted model, not a curated record.